Messenger RNA from Cannabis sativa, 1404 nucleotides. Its product is annotated as heat stress transcription factor B-3. The transcript is spliced from 2 exons. Gene Ontology annotation, molecular function: RNA polymerase II cis-regulatory region sequence-specific DNA binding; DNA-binding transcription factor activity. Lineage: Eukaryota; Viridiplantae; Streptophyta; Magnoliopsida; Rosales; Cannabaceae. The coding region runs from base 294 to 1076 and encodes 260 amino acids. Gene Ontology annotation, cellular component: nucleus. The record is from RefSeq and is a predicted model, not a curated record. Gene Ontology annotation, biological process: regulation of transcription by RNA polymerase II.
GUUUCAAACCAAUAUUAUUAUUAUUAUUAUUAUUAAUUUUCUUUAUUGUAAAAUUUUGAAGAUAGAAAGAAAGAAAGAAAAAAAAAAUCAAGUCCUUGCAAAUCUCAUGAACUGUGGAGUCGUGUUGGGUUUCUAUUGUUGGGGUUGGGAGUUCUUAACUGCCCUUCUUCUCUUCUCUUCUUCUUCUUCUUCUUCUUCUCUAAUUCAUUAUUAUUAAUCCAUCUAAUUAAUUACAUCCUAUAUCUUCUUUCUUUUAAUUUCUAGGGCUAUAUAUAAUAAUAUAUAUACAUAUAAUGGAUCAUCAUAAUAAUGAUCAUGUAUUGAUUAGUGAUCAAAAGGGUUUGUUGGAAUACAUGAGAAAGUCAAGUCCACCACCAUUUUUGCUCAAAACAUACAUGUUGGUAGAAGAUCCCGCCACCGAUGAGGUCAUCUCGUGGAACGCGCAAGGCACCGCCUUCGUGGUUUGGCAACCGGCCGAGUUCGCCAGAGAUCUUCUUCCUACUCUCUUCAAGCAUAGCAAUUUCUCUAGCUUUGUCAGACAACUCAACACUUAUGGUUUCCGAAAAGUUGCAACAAACCGUUGGGAGUUUUGCAAUGACAAGUUUCGAAAAGGCGAAAAAGACCACUUAUGUGAGAUCCGUAGAAGGAAAGCAUGGGCCAAUAAUAACAACAAGCAACAAUCAACAACAACUGCGGCCACAGCAACAAUCGAGGAGGAGGGGUCAGUGGCCGCAGCUGUAGGAGGAAGAGGAGGACAUGUAGUAGUAGUGGAGUCUGAUGAAGACCAAAGGUCUUCAUCAACUUCUUCAUCUUCCGAAUUAUUCACCACUCUAGUUGAUGAGAACAAGAGGCUUAAGAAGGAAAAUGGGGUUUUGAGCUUUGAGCUAAGAAACAUGAAGAAUAAGUGUAGAGAAUUACUUGAUUUGGUGGCUAAAUAUGAGAAUGAUCAUGAUGAUCAAAGGCCUAAGUUGUUUGGGGUUAGAUUGGAAGUUGAAGGAGAGGUGGAAAAGAAGAGAAAAAGAGCUCAAGUACUUAGUGAAAGUGCAAGUAUUUUAUUGUCUCAAACAUGCAAAUAAUAAUAAAAUAAUAAUAUAUAAUAAAUAAGUAAGUAAGAAAAAAAAAAGUUAGUUAUAUGAUCAAAUUAGAAAUUAAUUAAUAUGGUUAUAUUAUAUUAUGUAUACGUAAGAAGUGUUGAUUAAUUAAUCUCUCUAUCAUGUGUUGUAAUAAUUAGUUACUUAGAUAUAGAAGAGUUAUUACGUAUGGUGUUUUCUUAGCUAUGUACAAUGACUGAAUUGAAAGAACAGUUCAGAUAUUAUAUAAAUUUAUAUAAAUAUAUAUAUAUGUACAAUAUUUGUUCAUUGAAAAAGAGUGACAAAAUGGGAACAAUCCCAUUUGAAUUUCUUU